Messenger RNA from Nematolebias whitei (Rio pearlfish), 1626 nucleotides. RefSeq names its product nuclear factor 7, brain-like. The transcript has a single exon. Gene Ontology annotation, molecular function: zinc ion binding; protein binding. The coding region runs from base 1 to 1626 and encodes 541 amino acids. Lineage: Eukaryota; Metazoa; Chordata; Actinopteri; Cyprinodontiformes; Rivulidae. The record is from RefSeq and is a predicted model, not a curated record.
AUGGCUUCCCCCGAAAGUCUAAUAGCUGAAGAGAAUUUCUGUUGUUCCAUCUGCCUGGAUGUCUUCACGAAGCCUGUGUCGCUUCCCUGUGGGCACAGCUUUUGUCAUGACUGUAUCACAAAACACUGGGCAUAUGUCAGCUGUUUAUUUCAUUGUCCACUGUGCAAAGAGGAGUUUACCACAAAACCACUGCUUCGAGUUAACAUUAUCAUGGCUGAGUUGGUUGAACAAUUCAAAAAAAGAGCUAAAAAGUCCUCGAGUGCCCCAGAACAUUCAGGAAGUGGAGAGGUGCUCUGCAGUUUAUGUCCCGAACCAAAGCCUUCAGCCAUAAAGUCCUGUUUAGUGUGUUUAUUAUCUUACUGCCAAACCCAUCUGAAGUCACAUCAGACAAUCCCAGCCUUAAAGAAACACAAGCUAAUUCACCCAGUUGAUAACCCGGAGAGCAGGGUGUGCGACAUUCAUGGUGAACCAUUGGAGUUCUUUUGCAGAGUGGAUCAAAUGUUUUUUUGCACGUCCUGCGCAAACAAAGAGCAUAAAAAACACGAGGUGGUGACACUAGAGGAAGAGGCUCGAACCAGAAUUCAACAGCUGGGAACAGAAAAGGAAUGCACGGAUCAGAUGAUCAAGGCUCGUCAGCAGAAAAUCCAUGCAAUCCAAUGUUCACUGGACGCAAGCAGAAACAACACGGAGGAAGCAGUGACAUGCAGCAGGGACACGAUGACUGCUCUGGUGGAUUAUAUCGAGAGAAGCCAAAAUGAGUUAACUGAGGUCGUCAAUGCAAAACUGAAAACAAGAGAAAAAGAAGCCAAAGACUUCAUUAAAGAGCUGAAUGCAGAGGUUAUGGAGAUAACGCUGAAAAACCAGCAGCUUAAUAACAUUCCACUGAAAGAAGACCCAUUCGGAUUUCUUAAGAAUGUUCUUUCUCUUACGAUAUCUUCUCCUCAGGUGAAGGAUUGGUCUGAUGUGAGCUUUAACACCGACCAGUUUGCAUUUCAGGAGUCCUUGGCUGAGCUGGAGACAUCCAUCAAAAUGAAGAUAAAUAAACUGUGUGACCCUUCCUUAAAAGAAAAGAAGAAACAUGCAGUAAAUGUGACAUUUGAUCCCGACACGGCACACGCUGAUCUCAGUGUUUCUGAUGAUGGGAAGCAAGUGGCUCAUGGAAACCUAAGGAGGGUCCAAAACACACCAAAGAGAUUUGAUCAUGUCCUCAACGUUUUGGCAAAAGAGGGUUUCUCCUCGGGAAGAUUUUAUUAUGAGGUUCUUGUAAAAGACAAAUCACAGUGGGAUUUAGGAGUUGCGUAUGAGCUCAUCAACAGGAAGGGGGACAUAAGACUGAGCCCAAAGAAUGGAUACUGGACCAUUUGGUUGAGAAAAGGAGAAGAGUUAACAGUCAAUGCAGGUCCUCCAAUCAGCCUGAAGGUGAGGGAGAUACCUGAAAAGAUUGGGGUGUUUGUAGAUUAUGACGAGGGUCAGGUUUCUUUUUAUAAUGUGGAUUUGAGCACUAACAUCUUCUCCUUUUUUGGGUGCACCUUCACCGGGAAGCUUUUUCCGUUCUUCAGCCCUUGCGGCAGUGACGGAGGGAAAAACGUGGCUCCCUUGAUCAUCACUUCUGUCACUUACGACUGA